GGAGGUUGUAGGUUACUCAGUACCACUCAUCAGAUUCCUUCUGUGUGGGCCGAAGGAGUGUAAUUUCAUCAUGGGUCCAAAAAAUUCAACUUUUGAACAACCAUGGAGGACAGUGAAUUGGAGUGAUAGAGAACCAAUGUUACGGAGACUGAGGGAGUUUCAGCCAAUUCCCAGUGUUGACCAGCUCAGGAUUUUGGUUGUUGGACCAGCAGGUGCUGGGAAGUCUGCCUUUAUCACCUCAGUUAAUACUGCCCUCCAAGGCCACAAUACUUACCUUGCACGUUCACUCAGUGGCCGUUGUAGUGUCACCAGCAAGUACACCGUCUACAAGCUGAACAAAGGCACAGAGGGAUCUUUCUUUCCAUUUGUGUUUGGUGACACGAUGGGACUCGAAGAAGGUUUAAAUGGUGCACACCCAAACGACAUCAUCAAUAUUCUGCACGGUCAAAUGGAAGAGGGAUACACAUUUAAUCCUUUGAAGAAGCUGACUGCUGACAGCAAUUACUUUAACAAAACCCCAAAUCUAAAUGACAAAGUUCACUGUCUGGUGUUUGUCAUACCAGCAGACAGAAUCCCUGACCAAAUGACUGAAGAAAUCAGUAAAAUGAAACAAAUUCAGGAACAAGCAUGUGAAUUAGGGAUUCCUCAAGUUGUCAUCAUGUCCAAGGUGGAUGCUGCAUGUCCACUUGUCAAAGACAAUCUGGAAAUGAUCUACAGGAGCAAGAAAAUCAAAGAGAAGAUGGAGGAGUGCAGUAUCAGACUGGGUAUUCCAGUGAACAGCAUCUUCCCUGUAAAGAACUAUCACGAGGAAAUCAGCAACAACCCUGAGACGGAUAAUCUGAUUUUCAUGGCAGUGACAAAUAUUGUGAAUUUUGCCAAUGACUUUACGAGAGCUUCUGAAAAACCAUGGAGGCCAGUGAAUUGGAGUGAAAGAGAACUAAUGUUACGGAGACUGAGGGAGUUUCAGUCAAACCGAAGUGUUGACCAGCUCAGGAUUUUGGUUGUUGGACCAGCAGGUGCUGGGAAGUCUGCCUUUAUCACCUCAGUUAAUACUGCCCUCCAAGGCCGCAAUACUUACCUCGCUCAUUCACUCACUGGUGGUUGUAGUGUCACCAGCAAGUACACCGUCUACAAGCUGAACAAAGGCACAGAGGGAUCUUUCUUUCCAUUUGUGUUUGGUGACACGAUGGGACUCGAAGAAGGUUUAAAUGGUGCACAUCCAAACGACAUCAUCAGCAUUCUGCGCGGUCAUGUGCAAGAGGGAUACACAUUUAAUCCUUCGAAGGUGCUGACUGCUGACAGCAAUUACUUUAACAAAACCCCAAAUCUAAAUGACAAAGUUCACUGUCUGGUGUUUGUCCUACCAGUAGACAUCAUUGCCCAAAUACCUGAAGAAAUCGCUACUAAAAUGAAAGAAAUUCUGAAAAAUGCACGUGAAUUAGGGAUUCCUCAAGUUGUCAUCAUGUCCAAGGUGGAUGCUGCAUGUCCACUUGUAAAACAGAACCUGAAAAUGAUCUACGGGAGCAAGAAAAUCAAAGAGAAGAUGGAGGAGUGCCGUGACAUACUGGGUAUUCCAGUGAACUACAUCUUCCCUGUAAAGAACUAUCACGAGGAAAUCAGUAACAACGCUGAGAUAGAUAUUCUGAUUCUGAUGGCAGUGACAAAUAUCGUGAAUUUUGCCAAUGACUUUGUGAAAACAAAAGUGUCAGAAUAAUGGAAAAAAUGAUCUGACUGUCUAAGUGGGUAAAAAUUUAAAUGACAGCACAUGGAGUAUAAAGGUGUGUGCACUAGAGGUGUGUGACUGUGUUUUGUUUUGUUUUUUAAAUCUUAUUCCUGCCUGCUUCUGCAGUUAUUAUUUUUGUUUGCACCUGCUCACUUUAUAUUCUUAUGUAUAACUUCAGAAAAUAUUUCUCAAAAUAUUAACAAACUAUUCAUUUAAAUCACAGAGCCCCUAACCAGAAAUAAAGUGUUUAUCAUUCAUUCCAUUAAUCUUCCAUAAUGUUAAUGAACUUGGUCUGUUUUAGUCCUCCAAGCUUCAUAUCUAACUGCAUUCAUGAAAGUCCUGAUCCACACCUCUAAUGUACAAACAAGAUAAUUCUGUUCGAUCACAAGAAAGUUUAUCUUUUUAUCUGCUCUGCUUUAUUAUGCUAAAUAAGAACCUCAGCAGGUGGGUGGUGGCAAUUCUAAAUAAACAUAUACAUAGAAGUCCUGAGAAAAUAAUGUGCAUGUUAAUUAAUUAGUCAAUUAACCACAUUAAUCAACUACAAUAAUCCAGUUACUCUGUGAUGGUGGCAUGUAUUAAUCAAUAGUGCAUGAAGAUCAUUUAUGUUAGAAAACCGAGCUUGAUAGCUGCUAAAACUGAUAUGACACGCUGUUUACCAAGGCUAACUUCGUUAUCAAGAGCCCUGAUUAGCUAUCAUUAUAAACAAAUACAAAAAUGAAUAGCUCAUAUGUGACUUACACGAAGGAAUACGUAUAUGGUAGGGAUAAAUUUAUGUGACUUACACAAAGGAACACAAAUAUGGUUAAAUUUAUAAAUUUAUAUCUGGAAUUUAUAUAUUUCUGUAAAGCUGCUUUGUGACAAUGUCCAUUGUUAAAAGCACUAUACAAAUAAAAUUUAAUUGACUUGAAUUGAUCCAUAGGUGACACUGUGUAUAAGAAGAGCAAGUCAGACACACAGAAGUGUCUCUCUCUCUUUCUCUGAACAUAUGGAUGAAAGAAAAAGCUGUAUUGGUUGAGAGUUUGUUGACAGACAGACUUAUUAUUCCUGAAUUCAAUCAGUGAUGUUGAAAAAACUGUUUAUGUUCUAAUAAUAAAUCUGUCAAUGCCAUUUUUGAGCUUUCUGACUCUUUGUUAUUAACCCAAUCAGGAUUUCUUACAACAGAGUACCAGAAAAUGUAUCAAUUUUCCAAAGUUAAAUUCAUCUUAGGAGGCUAUACUCCUUCAUUCAUUCUUCUUCAGUAAGUGCUAUAUCCUGGUCAGGGGUGUGAUGCAUUUGGAGCCUGUCCCAGGAACCCAGGCCGUCUGGUAGGAAUACACCCUGGAUGGAACUCCAGCUCACUGCAGCAUUGCAGGGUGCCAUGCACACACAUUCACACACUCAUUCACACCUAGGGGGAUAAUUGGGAUACUUUAAGAACAACCUUGCGAGUGCAGAAAAGUGAGUCUGCAGGAGGUGUUUUUCUGGGCAAGUUUAAAAUAUCUUAUUUUAAACCAUUGAGCUGAAAUUAAAUCUAUUGUAUUUCAAUUUCCUACAAAACGUAGGCUAUGGCAAACUAAAGGAAUGUUUAAAUGCACAAAAUGUAUCUAUGUUGUACAGAACCAUUUCUGCUGUAGUGAGACCUACACAAAUAUUACAGUGAUUCAGCUCAGAAUGUUUUUGCCUACAUAGACCAACUGCAUCAUUAUAUUUAAAAAUCGAACUAUA
Molecule: messenger RNA, 3427 nt
Organism: Pangasianodon hypophthalmus (striped catfish)
Lineage: Eukaryota; Metazoa; Chordata; Actinopteri; Siluriformes; Pangasiidae
Exons: 14
Coding region: 71-1714 (547 amino acids)
Source: RefSeq, a predicted model, not a curated record